Molecule: messenger RNA, 2117 nt
Organism: Hydra vulgaris (swiftwater hydra)
Lineage: Eukaryota; Metazoa; Cnidaria; Hydrozoa; Anthoathecata; Hydridae
Product: zinc finger MYM-type protein 1-like
Source: RefSeq, a predicted model, not a curated record
UAAAUGUAAAUAAUUUAUAUCUAAAAUGUAGAUAUGUGUAGUAAUCGUUAUUUAUGCUUUCAGUUGAAAAUGUAAAUAAUACAAGCGAUGAAAAUGAUCACAGCUUUAUUGUUAAUGAGAAUAACCUAUCAAAUCCAGACGAUUUAAUAUUAAUAUUAUCAAGUAAGAGCUGUACUGAAACUAGUAAAACUCUAUUGACUCCAGAAUCCAAAGAACUAAAUGAAACACCCUGUUUGUCCAUGCAUGAACAUAACAAGCCCGAAUGUUUAUUAAACCAAAAUGAUCACAGAUUCACUGUUAAUAAAGAUAAUCUAACAAAUCCAGACAAUCUUAUAUUACUAAAUAACAGCAGCACAGAAACGAGUAAAACUCUAUUGUCUACAGAAUCGGAAGAAAUAAAUGAUACACCACGUUUGCCAAUGGUUGAACAUAACAGUCUUCCUAAACAAAGUAUUGUUCCUGAAAAUGAUCCUGCCAAUUGGAUAAAAACUCAAGAAACGAUAGAUUAUUUAUCAAUCAAUGGAUUUAACCAAAAUUUAGAGAACAAUAAUUUCCAAAAGUCAAAAAGAAUUUACACUCAAAUAAUUGGUGGGGUAAGACGUACUCGUUUUCGAUAUAUGUCAAAAAGUAUAUUUAUAUCUACUCUUGUUAAUGGUGAAAAAAUUAACCGAACAUUUUUGAUUUACUCAGAAAGUAAAGGAUCAAUAUUUUGUGCUCCCUGCUAUUUAUUUGGUGGCACUACAUCGUUUGCCACAGUUGGUUUUUCAGAUUGGAAAAAAGGAGAAGAAAAAAUCAAGCGUCAUGAAAAUUCACAACAUCACAAAUUGUGUGUAAUGAAUAUGAAAGAGAGAAAAGAAGUAUUAAAUCGAGUUGAUCAAAAGCUAAAGUAUCAAGUAGAAACGGAAAUAAAUUAUUGGAAAAAUGUAUUGACAAGAGUUGUAGCUGUUGUGAAAUCCCUUUCUUCUCGUGGAAUGUCUUUUAGAGGUGAUGAUGACCGUUUUGGAUCUGUUCAUAAUGGGAACUUUAUGAUGAGCUUAGAGCUUAUUGCUCAGUUUGAUCCUUUUUUAGCACAACACAUUGAGAAGUUUGGAAAUAAAGGAAAAGGUUCAACAUCAUACCUAUCAUUUAAUAUAUAUGAGCAGUUCAUAAGUAUAAUGGCAGAUAAUGUUAUUCAACAAAUGGUGAAAGAAAUAAAGGAAGCUAAAUACUUUUCCAUCAGUAUUGAUUCUACUCCUGACAUUAGCCAUGUAGAUCAACUGUCAUUCAUUUUUCGUUAUGUUCAAAAGAAUGGCUGUCCGGUAGAAAGAUUUUUAGGGUUUUUACCUAAUUCUGGUCAUAAAUCUGAAGAAUUAGCAGAUGCUGUAUUUUUAGUUUUAGAAUCGCAUGGAUUAGAUAUUAAUAAUUGUCGUGGUCAAAGUUACGACAAUGCGUCUAAUAUGUCUGGUAGAUACACAGGACUUCAAGCUCGCAUUAAAAAAGUUAAUCCUUUAGCAACAUUUGUACCAUGCUCGGCACACUCUUUAAAUCUUGUUGGUGAGUGCGCUGUGGACUGUUGUAUUUAUGCUUCUGAAUUUUUUAUUCUGCUUCAAAAUAUUUAUAAAUUUUUCAGUGCCUCUACUUAUAGAUGGGAAAUACUUCAGAAGAAUUUGAUUAAAACAGAAAAUGUAUCUCUUAAAAAACUAUCAGAUACCAGAUGGUCAGCAAGAUCUGAUGCAAGUAUUAGUUUAAACAAAAAUUGGAUUGAAAUAAUUAAUGCACUGUCUUUUAUCAAAGAUGAUAAAACAGAAAAAUCUAUUACAAGAUCAGAAGCUAACGGGCUAUAUUUAAAACUGGAUAGUCUUGAAACAGCUAUAAUGGCCACAUUAUGGGGCGAUAUACUAGAGAGAUUCAACAAAACUAGCAAACAAUUGCAGUCAGUUGAGAUUGAUUUAGAAACAGUUGUAAGUUUAUACGAAUCUUUAAUUCGAUAUGUAUUAGAUUUAAGGAGUAUGUUUGAUAUCUAUGAAGAGAGAGCAAUAAAUAAGUCAGGACACAAAACAUAUCGAAAAAUACGCAAAAGAAAAAGAAAACUAACUGCAGAUGAAAAAAGAGAAGAAGAAACAAAUUUUGAAAUUUGA